AGGCACAACCCUAACCACAAAACAAUAAGAGAAGAAACAUGGAGAGGAAGCACAUGGGCAUGAAUGACAUCCUCCCUCCGAAGCUCAUUCACCGAAUCCUUCUAAGGGUACCCGCCGAAGACCUGCUUCGCCUCAGAUUCAUUUCAAAACUUUGGCACUCUCUCAUUUCCCAUCCAGACUUCGCCGAAUCACAUUACAACGUAAUUUCUGCCGCAUCUUCCCAUUCGCACUUCUUCGUCCUAAAAGACAAUACUAAUGCUUACUGUGUUCAGCUCGACACGCUAUUUCAUGUUCCAACACAGAAAGAGGUAUCUCUCCCUUCCAUCAUCAUGCCACGUUAUGAUUUUCGUACCAUAGGAUCCUGCAGAGGCUUUCUUCUCUUAAACGAAAAACCAAAUUUUGUUAUAUGGAACCCAGUCACUGGAUCCAGCAAAACAAUAUCUUACUCUCGUAUUAACCUCCCGCACAAUGAUGCAAUUCGAUAUGGAUUUGGUUUCGAUGCAUCACGAGAUGACUAUUUAAUAGUUCUAUCUUGGCUUGAUAAUCGUUACAACCAACACCGCUUAGUUUGCUUUUCGUUGAGAACCAAUUCAUGGAUUAAUCUCGAUGCCGCACUCCCCAAAUCCAUGUGUAGGUGGCCGAAGCAGAAACUUUCUGGGUUUUUCUUACAUGGCGCUAUUCAUUGGUUGUGUUACUCUAGAUCUGAUGAAGAUUACAUUGAUGAUGGUAUUCUUAUCUUUGAUUUGAAGGAAAGGAGUUUCUCCGAGAUAUCUAUACCAAAACAACUUGAAGGGUGUCAUCCCAUUAAUCUCAUCGUAUUAGGAGGGUGCCUAGCCUUGUAUUGGAAUGACGUUGACAACAAUAAAACUAAGAUAUGGGUUAUGAAAGAAUACAAAGUGCCGUCAUCUUGGAUUUUAAUAUAUGAGAUUCCUUAUGGUAUGCCUGUAUGCACAUCCAAUGGAAGUGACAUUAUUGCGCUAAAUUUUACUCCGAUAUAUUCCAAGAUAAGGUUUGGCAAAUAUAACGUCAGGGGAGAGCUUCUAAAUCAUUCUCCUCCACCUCUUUCUCCAUAUUGUUACUUCUCUUUUAGUUUCUGUGUAUAUACAGAGAGUCUCUUGCCAUUGCCCGGUGACAUUAAGGAUAGGGAUAAGAAGAAGAAAACUGGCCAAGAAUGUUUUGAACAACAUGAUGAUGUUGCCAAAGAUUAGAAUGACAAUGGGGUCAAAUAAAGGAAGAGAAUAUGGAGCAAGCAUAUCAGUGGACAACGAACAUACAGGCGAACAAUUUAGAGUUUUAAAUAAAUUGUAGGAUUAACAAGUUGAGCAUGAAGAAGAUUGAAAACCUUCAAUUUUAUUUUUCUUUGGAAGUAUGGUUUUCUUUCCAAAUUUCGCUUUGUUAGUUAUGCUGUGGACACUAAUUAAGUAAUAACAGUCUUGUGUAGCUGUUUCUUUCCCUGUUUCUCCUUGGCUUCUAUCCAAGUAUCAUUACAAAAAA
Arachis ipaensis is the source of this 1494-nucleotide messenger RNA. Its product is annotated as F-box/kelch-repeat protein At3g23880-like. Gene Ontology annotation, molecular function: protein binding. NCBI's taxonomy places the organism in Eukaryota, Viridiplantae, Streptophyta, Magnoliopsida, Fabales, Fabaceae. The record is from RefSeq and is a predicted model, not a curated record.